AUGGUUAGACAAUUUGAUGGAUGGAGCUUUUAUAAAGGGACUGCUAAUGAGGGUAGAAUUUUGUUGGUAUGGCAGUGUAGUAUUUUGUCAGUGGAAGUUUUGCAAGAUAGUGACCAAUAUAUACAUGCUUAUGUUAAAGAGUUACGUUCGAGUAGGGAAUUCUGUGUGACAUUUGUGUAUGGUAGAAACACGAUUCAGGAGAGGAUUCAGUUAUGGAAUGACUUAUCUUGUCUGACCUUCCCAGUUACACCAUGGCUAGUGGCAGGGGACAUUAACUCAGUGUUUGAGUUUGAUGAUAGGCUAGGAGGUCGUACUGUUUCUGUUGCAGAAAUGGCAGAUGCUCAAAGGUGGAAAUCUAUGGGAUUGGUUGAUGAGCUUCGGUCUAUUGGUUCUCAUUACACUUGGACCAAUAACCAAGCUGAUGGGGCUCAAAUUUUCUCUAAAUUGGACCGUAUUCUUAAGAAUGAAGAUUGGAUGGAUCUCUUUCCUGAUUCGAUAGCUUUAAUAAAAUGGGAUAUAAUAUAUGAUCAUUGUUUUUGUAUUGUUAAGGCAAUGUCAGAUGUGAACACUGGUUUUAAAUCUUUUCGGUUCUUCAACAUGUGGACAGAGCAUGAAGGUUUCAAAGAUGCAGAUAUGCAGAGUUGGAACAAGUCUAUAUCUGCUCAUGGAUUGCCAAAGAGGCUUACAGCUGAGUUUCAAACUGAGGAGCAGAAUUCUUUUGAAAACUUGGUUCAGCAAACCAGAUACUAUGAUAGUUAUCUUCGGCAGAGGAGCAAAGUCAACUGGCUUAGGUUUGGAGAUGAUGAUAUAGCCUAUUUUCAUGCUUGUUUGAAACAAAGAAAGGAGUCAAAUCGAAUAACUUCAUUUUUUACUGAUGCUGGACAGAUUAAUGAGAAGUUUGAGGAUGUAGUGGCUCACCUGGAAUUAACAAAGCCUUUCACUAAGAAGGAUGUUAAAAAUGCUAUGUUCAGUAUUAGUUCAAUUAAGAGCCUGAGUCCAGAUGGAUAUGGUUCGAGAUUUUUCAAAGUAAUGUGGAAAGAGAUAGGAGAUGAUAUUUCAGAUGCUAUUUUGGGUUUCUUUCAUCAGGGAUCAUUGCCUAAAGGCCUCAAUAAUGCAAUGCUUUCUUUGAUUCCAAAGAUUGAAUAUGAUCCUUCCUUUGAUAAUCCACCAAAAUCAAGGAGCUUUUGUUAG
Molecule: messenger RNA, 1191 nt
Organism: Humulus lupulus (European hop)
Lineage: Eukaryota; Viridiplantae; Streptophyta; Magnoliopsida; Rosales; Cannabaceae
Exons: 4
Coding region: 1-1191 (396 amino acids)
Source: RefSeq, a predicted model, not a curated record